Molecule: messenger RNA, 305 nt
Organism: Lasiosphaeria miniovina
Lineage: Eukaryota; Fungi; Ascomycota; Sordariomycetes; Sordariales; Lasiosphaeriaceae
Exons: 4
Source: RefSeq, a predicted model, not a curated record
CAGGGGGCUGAGGCUAGAGCGGAGUGCAGGGAUCGUGGGCGCAGGAAGAUCCAGCAAGAGAAUCAUCUGAAGCGGCCAAGGGCGAGGAGCUGUUUAAGGCAGCCGAGAAAAGAGUCAAGAGGAAGCUUAGCGACCAAUAGAGCUUGUAGAAUAUUUAGACCCGUGGAUCCUGGGUUCUGGGCGCCACCCCCAUAUAUAUAUUUUUAAUGAUCAAUUAUGUUGUGCUGUCUCUUGAAGCCCACCUAGAUACUCUUUCGACCGUGACGGAGAUGCGCUAGGAAGGCCGCUAUGAUAUAGGUACACCA